Molecule: messenger RNA, 5939 nt
Organism: Marasmius oreades (fairy-ring Marasmius)
Lineage: Eukaryota; Fungi; Basidiomycota; Agaricomycetes; Agaricales; Marasmiaceae
Exons: 15
Coding region: 42-5693 (1883 amino acids)
Biological process (GO): mitotic actomyosin contractile ring assembly actin filament organization; regulation of GTPase activity; regulation of actin cytoskeleton organization
Cellular component (GO): cytoplasm; mitotic actomyosin contractile ring
Molecular function (GO): calmodulin binding; actin filament binding; GTPase activator activity
Source: RefSeq, a predicted model, not a curated record
CUUGAACCUCCCUUACGACCCUCGCUCACGACCCACCCACGAUGGAACGUUCCAAUUCCACCUCUUCUCGCCCAAAUUCUACCUCUAGUCCAUACUCAUCCUAUCAUACCCGGUUCCUAGAACGAACUUCUUCCAAUGCAUCGUCGUCCGGUACUCUUUCUCGCAACAACUCUUUAUCAGGAGCAAUGAAUAUUCUCACAAGCAAUCCAACCGGAUCGAAUCCAUCGUCGAGGAGGUGGACACCAUCACAUCGUAUAUCAAACAGUGUCGAUGCUGUUCGAGGGAAGUGGGAAGAGAGGUCAAGAGAAGAGAAUCUGACUGGCUCUUCGACAGCUUCAAGUUCGUCGUCGUCCACAACAACCAAAGAUGACACUAAAUCGCCUUCAUUUGCACGACUUCAAAUGUCUGUAGAAUCUUCAAAUCAUAAUUCUGCUACUUCCUCAUUGAGCAGAACUCCGAGGUAUAUAAAACAACAGACUAUGCCACCGCCAAUCAUUGCCUCUCCUUUGUCCCCGAAUGCAACCGGAGUUUCAGUAGAAGCUGAUCAUCCGGCAUCAGUAUCACCCCAACGCAUUCAUUUGCCCUCACCUGUGUACGAUCGUUUCCAAAAGACACCUGAAGAAACAGCCACACCUUCGCGUAUUCGGCGUAAUACUUACGAUUUCGACUCUUUCUCCCGCACAGCGUCUGUCAGAGGCUCCGAAUCACAGACGAGGCGUUCAGCUGAAACAACUUCGUCCACCGAUGCUACCUCGAAUGUGCUUAACCGGAGACCCACGUCCGUAUACGCUUCUGCUCGAGCCUCUUUCGAACAAUUGGAAAAUGCCAGCCGUUCAACUUCUCCUAAAACUGAAUUAUUCUCUAGUCCCAACCGCAGACCAACAUCUGUGUAUGGCCUUUCUCGAUCAUCAUUCGAUUCUGCACCCUCUUAUCGUCCAUCGCCUGUCCCUGAACCCACCCUCAACCACAGACCAACAUCUGUUUACGGCUCUGCUCAUUCCUCAUCUGAAACCUCGUCUUUUCGCGCCACACCCACAUCGCCUAGCGUUUCAGUAACAGUGGCAUCCCCUCCAACGACCCCUUCCUCAGUCAUGUUUCCUCCUGUAUAUAAAAGCUCGUACAUGACGGACAAAGUGAACAAAUAUGGAUCAUCUUUGACCGCAGGCCGUCGUCUUGGUAAACACUUACCAAGGAUAGCGAGCGGGGACCGCGAUGAAAAUUGGAAUCCAGAGGAAGAGGCGAGUGCUACUCCUACUAAACGCGAGCUAGAGCAGUCACCGUCGGCGAAUCGGAGAGAAACUGCGAAAGAGAGAAGAGAAAGGAGAAUACGCAGGCAGCAAGAUUUGGUUGUUCCAGCCGUUGAUGGGGACGACGUAGCUGGUAUACCAGGACGGCUACGACUGUCUAAGAAUAGAGCACCUACCACCCCAGUACCGUCCUCUCGAUUGGCGAGAGGGCUUUGGGCAGAUACGCAACGUCAUCUCAUUCAAGCUUAUGAGUAUCUUUGUCAUGUUGGAGAAGCUCAGCAGUGGAUAGAAGGUUGCCUCGGCGAAGAGCUCGGAUUUGGUGUUGUAGAGAUGGACGAUGGAUUACGGAACGGUGUGGUGUUGGCUAAACUGGUGAGGGCAUUUCAAGGCGAGGCUGCCGUGAGAAGAAUAUAUGAGGCACCCAAACUGGAUUUUCGGCACUCUGACAACAUCAACAUCUUCUUCACCUUUGUUCGAGCGGUUGGACUACCAGAGUGCUUCAUCUUCGAAUUGACCGACCUUUACGAAAAGAAAAACAUUCCGAAAGUUAUCUACUGUAUCCAUGCUCUCAGUCAUCUUCUUGCUCGGCGGGGCAUGGCCGAGCGCAUAGGAAAUUUGUUGGGCCGCCUCCAGUUCUCAGAUGAUCAGCUACAGCGAACACAGAAGGGGCUUAAAGAUUUGGGUGUUGCGAUGCCCAACUUCGGGAACGUCGGGCGAGAACUGGCAAAAGAGAUAAAUGAGGAACCUGAGGUUGAGAUCGAGACGGAAGACGAACGACGUGAUCGUCUUCUUUUGGAGAACGAGUCAUCGAUCAUCGCGUUACAAUCUCACCUACGUGGCCUCCUAGCGCGUCAAGACCAUGCGAAUCUUCUCGCACGAUUGCGCUUUAGUGAAAGAAACGUGGUCAAAGCACAAGGACACUGCAAAGGUUUUCUGACUAGACGAAGAAUGGUUCGGCAACGACAAGCGCGCGAUAACCUCAAGCCAUGGGUGAUCGCAUUGCAGGCUCUUGCGCGGGGUUCUCUUAUGCGGCAGCGGUGGUAUAUCCAUGUUCGUAGAGUCAAGCGGUCGAGGACUUGGGCCAUUCAGCUUCAAGCCCAAAUUCGGGGUGUUUUGCAACGCCGACGGUUCAUUCGCCUCAAGGCCGCCUUGCGAACGAGCCAAGUUUCAGUCGUUAGACUUCAGUCAAUUGCUCGUGCGCGUUUGACUCGUCAAACCCAUCAAGAACUUUCCAGGACAUUUGCUCAGCCAAUGGUGCUCACCUCUGUUAACACAUUCCAAGCUCACUGCCGAGCAAUGCUCACCAGGAGGAAAAUUGAAAAACAGGCUUCGGUUCUUCAUGCCCUCGUCCCUGACUUUGUUGGCCUCCAAGCACAUGUCAGAGGUGUUUUGACGCGCCGACGUAUGCAUAAACAGAUGGCAAAACUCGAGGAUAUAAGCCAAACCGUGAUCCGUAUACAAGCUGCAGUCCGCACGUACCUUGCUAGGAAACGGCUGUUGAAUGUGAUUCGUGGUCUGCGGAAGGCAACUCCCGUCAUUAUCAACUUUCAAGCUCUUGCUCGGGCUAGUAUUUCCCGACAGAAACACCAAAAUCUCAACAAGGCCCUGAUCAACAUUCAAACCGUCACUUCGGUCAACAGUGUCCAGACGUUUGCUAGAGCGUUCCUAGCUCGUAACCAUCACAAGGAAUUGUGCCGGAAGCUGGUGUUCACCACACCUAAUGUCAUUGGUUUGCAAGCUGCAGCACGAGGAUUACUGGUUCGAGAGUCUUAUUGUGCUUGGAGGGACCACCUUCAUAUGAACGAGCAUGUUGCCACAUUACUCCAAGCCAUGCUUCGUGGUGUGUCUCAGCGACGCAAAUUUCGGGCGAAAAUGAACUAUUUUCGCGCCAAUCUCAGUAAGGUCGUGAAGAUCCAGUCUCUAUUUCGGGCGAAGGAGACACGCGAACAGUACCGACAGCUGACGCUAGGGAAGAAUGUAACAGUUGGAACCAUCAAGAAUUUUGUUCAUUUACUAGAUGAUUCGGAGGCUGAUUUUCAGGAAGAAGUCAAGGUCGAGAGGUUGCGGAAAAGAGUUGUCGAGAGUAUCAGAGAGAAUCAAAGUUUGGAGAAUGAUGUGAUGGAUCUCGAUGUUAAGAUUGCGUUGGUCGUACAGCAAGUCAAAAGCUUUGAGGAGGUCAUGAAGUAUCGUGGAAGGCAUGGGCCCGAUAGUGCGGUCGCUCAUGCCGCACGAACCUCGCUUCUCGCCGCGCACGGUGACCCUUUUUCUGGCCCGAAUACAUUAGAUCAAACUGCGAGGAGAAAAUUAGGACUUUACCAACAACUUUUCUACCUCCUUCAAUCCAGAAGAGAGUAUCUUAGUCGGCUAUUCCUUCGAAUGUCUCUCGAUGACAUUACCGAGAAAGACAGGCGUUUUAUUGAGCGUGCUGUCCUAACAUUGUUCGGAUAUGGCCAAGAUCGCAGAGAAGAUUACUUACUCCUGAGAUUGUUCCAAGCUGCUAUAUUCGAUGAGAUCAGUUCUGUACCUUCGAUCAAUCAGGUCAUCCACGGUCACCCCAUGUAUAUUAACGUUGCUGUCCACUAUGUCCGCCCAAAACAGAUAAGCUAUGUGAAAGACGCGUUCCAGGCGAUCAUCCUCAAAGUCAUAGAGACACCCGAACUUGACCUCGAAGUGGAUCCCGUCGCCAUACAUCGAACCAGGUUAGAACAGGAGGAGAUGAGGAAUGGAACGACCACGUCUAAGCGCAAGGACGUCUCUUUCCGUGAGGCUCUGGAUGAUCCAGAUACAAGGCCGGUGUAUAUUAGGCAUUUGCAAGUUUUACAGUGGUGGACGGAAGCUUUCGUGACGGCUAUCACUCAAUCAACCCGCAAAAUGCCCUAUAGCAUGAGAUAUUUGGCACGCGAGACUCUUCGGUCUGUUCGAGAACGGUUCCCCGAUACAUCAGAUGAAGCUUGUGCUGCUUGUGUCGGCCGCAUUGUCUACUAUCGUUACAUCAACCCGGCUAUUGUUACUCCCGAAACCUUCGAUGUCGUCUCGAAUACAAUUGACGCCGGAAGUAGGAAAAAUCUAGCACAGAUCUCGCGGGUACUGACUCAAAUCACCACCGGCGUCGAGUUCGAUGACGAUAGUCCAAGCUAUCUUGCUAUUAAUAGCUAUGUGCAGAAGGCUAUCGGGGAGUUUUCAACCUGGUUACUUCAAGUGGCGGAUGUACCUGAUGCGGACACCCAAUUCCACGCCCACGAAUUCCUGGAUGCAACAGUACCUCCAAAACCCAUCUAUAUCUCUCCAAACGAGAUCUAUACUACUCAUAGCUUGCUAAUGAAACACAUCGAUGAUGUGGCACCCAAUAGUGACGACGCGCUGAGAACCAUCAUCAGUGAAUUGGACGGCGUACCGCAUUUUGGUAGCGAGGAAUUGAAGGAUGCUCGAGAUACCGCGAUCACCUUGGAGUUAACGAACCGCUUUGCAAACGUCCAAGGUCCGUGGCUGGUGCUUUUUUUGCACGUCAUAAUCUCAAUCGCUACAGAUCCACAUGCGGAUGAGAAGACUCUUUGGGUGCAGGCUAAGCGCGGAGUUCUGGCCAUCUUACGUGUACAGCCGGCACAGGACCUGCUUGCCUCUCUUCUUCAGCCAGUUACUGAUGAAGAUGAAAACGUUUGGGAGGACAUCGUAGAGGCAGAGAUGGAGAAUGAAGUCAUUCGUAAUCAUGACAGGCGCCAACCGUCGACUGCUGGACCGGAGUCGGCUGCAUAUAGGUUGGAAGACAUAAGAUCGUUGACCUUCCGUCAAGUGAAAGCCUCAGCCAUCUCUCACCUUCUGGAGCUUGAAAAGCAAGGAAAAAUUACUCGAGACGAUGGAUUCCAGGGGAUCCUCAACGCGAUCGCUAAUGACGUUCGGAGUAAGCAUAGGAAGCGUUUACAACGACAACAAGAAAUGCAGAGUAUGAACGACGCCUUACAACACCUGGCAGAACGCAAGGAAGCCUUUGAGGAACAGAUUAACAGCUACCACGAUUAUGUUAAACAAUCGAUGGAGACAAUGCAAAGAGGGAAAGGGAAGCGGCGUUUCGUCAUUCCUUUCACCAAGCAGUACUUCCAUUUACGGGAACUUCAAAAGUCUGGCCAAACUCCCAAGUUUGGCUCUUUCCUUUAUACUGCCAAGUAUCUGUACGAGAAAGGGAUUCUGCUCUCCAUUGAUCAAUACUCUCCUCGACAAUUUGACAAAAUUCAGAUCACGAUGUCGUCGGAUACAGCUGGUGUCUUUACUGUGACGAUGGAUUCGACUAUGCUCGGCGCAGUCACACGUAUUGCUUCGGAAGAUGUCAAAAUUGAGGACCUUCUGCAAGCAAAAUACGAACAGCGCGCUUCACUUUCCUUGUUCAAAGGAAAAGCAAAAAUGAAUUUUGAAUUGUUCUUAUACCAAAUCAACAAAAAAUUCUACGUAUAAUUUGGCAUAUCACUUAAUAUUUAAUUUGGCGUGUCCCCCGCACUGCACCAUCUGUCUGUAUCAACCGAAAAUCUUUAUGUACUCUUCGUGCUUUUCAUGAAAAUGGUUAUGAUGAUAUCUAACAGCCUAUUGUACUUUUACUUCUUGGACCGGUCGGUAUAUGGGAGCCGGGUAUAUAGCGACCUGUGCAAAUCCGAAACCGUAUUCAACUGACUUACCAUUUUGAAUAUAUUUGUCUGCAAUGGC